AUGCUGACAGUCAGGUUAGCUUCCACCUUGGCAAGGCAAUUGCCUAGAGCUCUACCCAGGGUAUGCCAAAAUGCACUGGCUGCAGGAUGUGUAUCUGCAAGGCAUAUUUCAUUCACACCAGCGACCUUUGCUGCAGGUCCCAGUGGUGCAGAGGUUUCAUCCAUAUUGGAGGAAAGGAUUCUAGGUCAGUCAUCUGAUGUCAACUUGGAAGAGACUGGACGUGUGUUGUCUAUUGGUGAUGGCAUUGCCCGUGUCUAUGGCUUGAAGAACAUCCAGGCAGAGGAGAUGGUGGAGUUCUCCAGUGGCCUUAAGGGCAUGGCCUUGAAUCUGGAGCCCGACAAUGUCGGUGUGGUAGUCUUUGGUAAUGACAGACUCAUCAAAGAAGGAGAUAUUGUCAAGCGAACUGGUGCCAUCGUGGAUGUCCCUGUAGGAAUGGAACUGCUUGGAAGAGUUGUGGAUGCUUUGGGAAACCCCAUUGAUGCAAAGGGCCCUUUAGGUACAAAAAUCAGAGCCCGUGUGGGUGUCAAAGCACCAGGUAUCAUCCCUCGAACAUCAGUUAAAGAGCCCAUGCAGACAGGUAUUAAGGCUGUGGACAGUCUGGUGCCCAUUGGCAGAGGACAGCGUGAGCUGAUCAUUGGUGACAGGCAGACUGGCAAAACCGCCAUCGCCAUUGACACCAUCAUUAACCAGAAACGAUUCAACGAAGGUGGUGAGGAUAAGAAGAAGCUCUUCUGCAUCUAUGUUGCCAUUGGACAGAAGAGAUCAACUGUUGCCCAGCUUGUGAAGAGGCUCACUGAUGCUGAUGCCAUUAAGUACACCAUCGUUGUGUCUGCUACUGCAUCUGAUGCUGCCCCACUACAGUAUCUGGCUCCCUACUCUGGUUGUGCCAUGGGAGAGUUUUUCCGUGACAAUGGCAUGCAUGCCUUGAUCAUUUACGAUGACUUGUCCAAACAGGCCGUAGCAUACCGCCAGAUGUCACUGCUGUUGCGCCGUCCUCCAGGUCGUGAAGCCUACCCUGGUGAUGUCUUCUACCUCCACUCUCGUCUGCUGGAGAGAGCUGCUAAGAUGAAUGACACCCAUGGAGGUGGCUCACUCACAGCUCUGCCAGUCAUUGAGACUCAGGCUGGUGAUGUGUCUGCUUACAUCCCCACCAAUGUCAUUUCAAUCACAGAUGGUCAGAUCUUCUUGGAAACUGAGUUGUUUUUCAAGGGCAUUCGACCAGCCAUCAACGUUGGUCUGUCCGUCAGUCGUGUGGGGUCUGCAGCUCAGACACGGUCCAUGAAGCAGGUUGCUGGCUCCAUGAAGCUAGAGUUGGCUCAGUACCGUGAGGUGGCUGCCUUUGCACAGUUUGGUUCUGACUUGGACCAGGCUACCCAGAACUUGCUGAGGAGAGGUGUUCGUCUAACGGAGAUCCUCAAACAAGGCCAAUAUGUACCAAUGGCCAUUGAAGAGCAAGUGUGUGUCAUCUACUCUGGUGUGCGUGGAUACCUGGACAAACUCGACCCAUCCAGAAUCACCCAGUUCGAGGCAGAGUUCCUGAAGCACCUGCGCAGCUCCCAGCAGGAGCUCCUCAAAACCAUUGCCAAGGAGGGCAAAAUCAAUGAACAGGCUGAUGAAAAGUUGAAGCAGGUGGUGACCACUUUUUUGGCUGGGUUCCAGAGCUCAUAA
Candidula unifasciata is the source of this 1668-nucleotide messenger RNA. NCBI's taxonomy places the organism in Eukaryota, Metazoa, Mollusca, Gastropoda, Stylommatophora, Geomitridae. The record is from the annotation of a GenBank genome assembly.